This is a messenger RNA of Erinaceus europaeus (western European hedgehog), 738 nucleotides long. It is a transcript of the gene AP2S1, whose product is annotated as adaptor related protein complex 2 subunit sigma 1. Gene Ontology annotation, biological process: clathrin-dependent endocytosis; intracellular protein transport. Lineage: Eukaryota; Metazoa; Chordata; Mammalia; Eulipotyphla; Erinaceidae. The transcript has 5 exons. Gene Ontology annotation, cellular component: AP-2 adaptor complex; intracellular membrane-bounded organelle; membrane coat. The record is from RefSeq and is a predicted model, not a curated record. Gene Ontology annotation, molecular function: clathrin-cargo adaptor activity. The coding region runs from base 115 to 543 and encodes 142 amino acids.
UCCGCCGGAAGUCAGCUCUAGCCCGGGGUCUUCCCCCCCCCCCCAUUGCUGGUUGAGCCGGAGCCACCCUGUAACCGUGGGACCGGGGCCGCUGGGGUCCGGACAGGGGUCACCAUGAUCCGCUUCAUUCUCAUCCAGAACCGGGCGGGCAAGACGCGCCUGGCCAAGUGGUACAUGCAGUUUGACGACGAUGAGAAGCAGAAGCUGAUCGAGGAGGUGCACGCCGUGGUCACCGUCCGAGAUGCCAAGCACACCAACUUCGUGGAGUUCCGGAACUUUAAGAUCAUCUACAGACGCUACGCGGGCCUCUACUUCUGCAUCUGCGUGGACGUCAAUGACAACAACCUGGCCUACCUGGAGGCCAUCCACAACUUUGUAGAGGUCUUAAACGAGUACUUCCACAAUGUCUGUGAACUGGACCUGGUGUUCAACUUCUACAAGGUUUACACAGUGGUGGAUGAGAUGUUCCUGGCAGGCGAGAUCCGCGAGACCAGCCAGACGAAGGUGCUGAAACAGCUGCUGAUGCUGCAGUCCCUGGAGUGAGGCCACCUGGCCCCCGCCCGCCGCCCCUGCUCGCUGCUCCCUUCCAGGCCUGGGACCCCCCACCCCAGCCGCCCUGCCCUCAGCUGCCCGGGGGGCAAGGCUGCACCGGAGGAGACCCCAGCCCUGUGUGUGCCAGUAAACUGCCUCGUCGUGUGAUGCUGUGUGAGCCUCCAAUAAAUCCAGGUCCCACCUGGC